UCCGCGUCAGCGCUGCGUCACUUUUGCUGGCUGACUUUUCGUGGGCUAAAAACUGUAAAGUGCUCCUACUCCCCAACCUGCUUGUUGAUCGCCCCGCGCCGCCGAUUAACACCGCCAGUUUAUUAUUAGCUCGACUGGCACCGCGGGGCGGCUUUGACUCGACGGGAGAAGUCGUCGUUAAGCAGCCGACACCGCGUCACGGCGGCGUUUUUGUCGACUUUUUGCACGCCGAAGAGGCUUUUCCUCCCUCCGCCAAUGUAGCUCGGUAGCUAGCAGCGUCGCGUUCACAUCGUUUACACUGCGCCGUUUUUCUUCCCCUUUCUUUGUGUUGUUGUUAUUAUUAUUGUUGUUAUUAUUAUUCCCCCUUCUUACGCUGGCCGGAUAACCAUCGCGGUCGGCGAAAAAAAAAAAAGAGAGUCAAGAUUGAGGAUUCAUCCCGACGCUGUCAACCGGGCUCACCCCCCUCCGCCCCCGGUCACCGAGCGAAUUAAUGGCCGGAAAUCCGAGGAGGGGCGCGGGUCUCAUCGGCUUGAUGAAGGACGCCUUUCAGCCCCACCAGCAGCCCCUGCAGCCCCACCAACCCGCAGUGGUGGACAAGAAAAUGGUGGAGAAAUGCUGGAAGCUCAUGGAUAAGGUGGUGCGCUUGUGCCAGAACCCCAAGGUGGCGUUGAAGAACAGCCCGCCGUACAUCCUGGACCUGCUGCCCGACACCUACCAGCACCUGCGCACCAUCCUGUCACGCUACGAGAACCGCAUGGACAUGCUGGGCGAGAACGAGUACUUCCGCGUGGUCAUGGACAACCUGACCAACAAGACCAAGCAGACCAUGAGUUUGUUCAAGGAGGCCAAGGAGAGGAUGUACGAAGAGAACUCACAGCCCAGGCGAAACCUCACCAAGCUGUCGCUUAUCUUCAGUCACAUGCUCGCCGAGCUCAAAGCCAUUUUCCCAAACGGCCUGUUCCAGGGCGACAACUUCCGCAUCACCAAAGCUGACGCCGCCGAGUUUUGGAGGCGCUCCUUUGGGGAUAAGACCAUUGUGCCAUGGAGGACGUUCCGCCAGGCGCUGCACGAAUUCCACCCCAUCAGCUCGGGCCUGGAGGCCAUGGCGCUCAAGUCCACCAUCGACCUCACCUGCAACGAUUACAUCUCCGUCUUUGAGUUCGACAUCUUCACCAGGCUCUUCCAGCCGUGGUCAUCUCUGUUGAGGAACUGGAACAGUCUCGCGGUCACACACCCAGGGUACAUGGCCUUCCUCACGUACGACGAGGUCAAGGCUCGUUUGCACAGGUUCAUCCACAAGCCUGGCAGCUACAUCUUCAGGCUCAGCUGCACGCGACUGGGCCAGUGGGCCAUCGGCUACGUGACUGCGGACGGCAACAUCCUGCAGACCAUCCCCCAUAACAAGCCUCUGUUCCAAGCGCUCAUCGAUGGCUACAGAGAGGGAUUCUACCUAUUUCCAGAUGGUCGUGCACAGAACCCAGACCUAACAGGCCUGUGUGAACCUUCUCCACAAGACCACAUCAAAGUUACCCAGGAGCAGUACGAGUUAUACUGCGAGAUGGGCUCCACGUUCCAGCUGUGCAAGAUCUGCGCCGAGAACGACAAGGACGUCAAGAUCGAACCGUGCCGACACCUGAUGUGCACUUCCUGUCUGACCGCCUGGCAGGAUUCGGAGGGUCAGGGCUGCCCCUUCUGCCGCUGUGAGAUUAAGGGCACCGAGCCCAUCGUGGUGGACCCCUUCCAUCCCAAGGCCAGCGGGGGGGCUUUCGCCGGCUUCCAGGGGGGAGCGAGCCGGGCCGAGGCGGCCACCAACGACGAGGACGACGACGAGCGUCUGGAGGACCAGAACCUCGUCAUGAGCAGGCUGGCCUGCAGCAAAGUGGAGCGCCCACCAUCUCCAGUGUCCCAGCUGCCUCCGGUCCCGCCCCGGCUGGACCUCCUUCAGCAGCGACCCUCCAGCACACACGGCCAGCUGGUCCAAGGAGCCUGCGCUAAGAUGGGGGCCACACACAGGGACAAGCCCCUCCCGCUGCCCCCGGCGCUCCGAGAGCUGCCCCCGCCGCCUCCUCCGGAGCGCCCCUCCUUGGUGGCGCUGGACUCCAGGCUCCAAAGGAGACCCCUGCCCUCCACGCCCGACACGCCCGCCUGGGCCGCCAACUACAUGGUGCCGCGGUCCGUCUGCAAGGCGCCCACGGCUGCCCUGCCCGCCACGCCUCAAAGCGCCAGCGGCGGCGCAGAGGCAAGCAAACCCCAAGCGGCCACAAAUGCCAUCUACUGUUUGGCCGCCAGGUCGCUGCCGACCUCAGCCGUGUCCAGCAGGGAGAAGUUGCCCACCGACUGCGAGGAGAACGAGUACAUGAGUCCCACCUCCCUGCCGGCAUCGGGCGGCGUGUGGAUCAUCAGCGGCUCCUUGGUGCCGCCGCCACCUCCUCCCAGCCAAUCAAACCACCACAAUGACGUCAGCGGUGACGGCGUAGACGUGGACUCCGGGGACCCUCAGGUAUACGAGGCCAUGUGCAACAUCCAGGCCCAGGCUGCCUCCUCAGAGGCCGGCGAUCACGAACGUCCUCAGCACUCCUCCUCCGUGGUCUACCAGCCCAAGUCCACGGACGGCUCCUCCGAGGACGCGUACGAGUACGACUGCCCUCGCCCGCUGGCCCCCCCGGCGCCCGCCCGGCGAGCUCUGGCCGACCUCAACGGUCCGUCCACAGCCUUCAGCACGCUCAGCAUCGACGGAGCCGUUGAACCCAGUUUGUACGCGGCCGGCGUGGACCCCGAGCGCCCCCCCAAGCCCCUCCCACGCCGCGCCAACUCUGAUCGGCGGGUUCGGCCGCUGAACCGCGAGCUCCCUUCGGUCUCGCAGGAUCAGCCCCCCCGGCCCUCCUCCUCGCACACGCCGCCGCCUCCGCCGCCACCCUCGGCCGGCGUGGCGCUGAGCGGCGAGAUCGAGUGCCUGAUGUCGCAGGGCUACUCCAUCCAGGACAUCCAGAAGGCGCUGAUGAUCGCCAGGAACAACCUGGAGACGGCCAAGAACAUCCUCCGAGAGUUUGUGUCCGUGCCGUCGGCCGCGCACAUCGCCACAUAGUCCCGCCGCAUCCCUCUCCGUCUCGUUCCAUCGUUGCGCCCCGGUCGCCUCCGAACUUUUUCACGCUUCAUCCCACACGGAAAAACUUCAAAAGCCUUUAAAUGUUCAUAAAAGUGUACGACGUAACCACUCGAGGGACCAUGUUGGCUCAAUGUGACACCGCUAGCCGCCUAUGUUGUACUGUUACGUGGCCACGCAUGGCCCGAAUGAACCCCUUUGUUUAAUAAUAAAAAUAAUAAUGUACGAACAGGUUGACCGUGGUUCUACACAGAGAUGGGCAUUUGGAGCUAAAUCGUAGCAUAUUUCUUAGCGUAUUUGUUUCCACUGCCCUUUUAGACAGAAACAAAGCCUCAUGUUUACGUUUACUUCCUGUUAUUAUUUGUUCUGCAUUCUGUUUAGACAGUAAGUUCCCACGUCAUGAUUCUACCAAUUUCUACAGACACAGAUGUCUACAGAUUUUUAUUCUGCAGCCCAUUUUUACUUCGUUUCUAGUUGUUCGACAGCCCAUUAAGGCAGUAACAAAAACAUCGUUGACCUUAAAGACAUUUUUCUUAGGCACCAACAAUAGCAUUGUCUUCACUUUUGCGUCAUUUCCGUUUUUUUUCCUGCAGCCCAUUUAGGCACCAACUUUUCCAUGACAUUCUUUUACCUCCUUGUUUUAAAUUUGUUCUGCAGCCAAUUUAGGUGGCAACGAUAGCAUCGUACGCACUUUUAUUUCCUGAUUGCCCAUCCUUAGUUCCCCACGUCGACUCAGUUCUGUGACGAGUUCGACCUUUUAUCGCUACAUGCGGGCGAUAUGCCCUCGCUUCGAGCGUCUCGCAACUUUUGAACCGUUUCAGAAUAAAAAGCACCAACAAGUAACAAAGACGCUUUGCCGCUUCCGGACGACGUGCGCGACAACCGAAAAGCGAACACAUUCCAGUCCCGACGAGCGUUUCAGCGGAGGCGCCGGGUUUACUUGGAUGGAUCAUGUCAGGUGUCAGUUAAUGUCUGUAAAUGUGCCUUUUGGCAGGUUUGCUCGCCAUUUUGGAAUACUUUCUUCCUCCAGUCGUCACAGAUGGUAUUAAUAUGAAAAGAGAUUAACACUCCAAUACUUUAAAUGCUAGUACUAAAGAAUUGUUGUCUUGGGACUGAUGUAACAUAAUGUGGUAGCACAUUGACUUAAGGUUAUGAAAUGUCACGUUUAAGGCCUUAAAGAGGACUUUUUGAGGUGGUCCAUUUUUAUUUCGGAGCGCCACUCGAGGGACUUUGCGCGAUUGAUGAUAUGUUCCGCGCGUUGUCUUCUCUCGAGACUUACGCUUUAAGAAAGACACACCCACUCAUCCCUCUCUCUCAUUCGAUUGGUCAGCUCCAACAUGCCUCAUUUACAAGAAAGGAAAUGUCUGAUUCCAAAUGGAUGCUUAAAUGUGUGUACACUUUAAAAGAAGUCUUUUAACUCGCCUUUUUUUUUUCUCAACUCGCCUACUAAAAUGUUUGUUGCUGCUUUAUUGUCAUGUAAAUAUGAUUUAUUUAUUGUCUUUUUAAUAUCCUCUGCGUAUGUUGUGUUGCCAUGUUUUCAUGCCCAAGCCAUUAAGAUUUUUAAUUAAA
This is a messenger RNA of Phycodurus eques (leafy seadragon), 4672 nucleotides long. Its product is annotated as E3 ubiquitin-protein ligase CBL-like. Lineage: Eukaryota; Metazoa; Chordata; Actinopteri; Syngnathiformes; Syngnathidae. Bases 491 to 3085 code for a protein of 864 amino acids. Gene Ontology annotation, cellular component: membrane raft; plasma membrane. The record is from RefSeq and is a predicted model, not a curated record. Gene Ontology annotation, biological process: cell surface receptor signaling pathway; negative regulation of epidermal growth factor-activated receptor activity. The transcript is spliced from 15 exons. Gene Ontology annotation, molecular function: ubiquitin protein ligase activity; phosphotyrosine residue binding; SH3 domain binding.